AUGGCUGCUGCAGCUCAGGAGCUCGCGCCAAAGGUGACAAUUCCUCGCCAACCUGGUGUCACUGAGGGUGCUUGGGAUCGCGCUGACGUCAUCGCAGUGAAAGAGGCGCUGAGGGAUUCUCAACAAGCCAGCACAUCUGGAAGGGGGCCAGACACUGGUGGCCAGGUGUUGCUGGGCAAUACCUUGGAGGAGCUGCAGGAGUUUGCCAAGGCGCAGGGACAGCCAGCCUACAGGGGGAAGCAACUGUACGAUGGCUUGAUGCACGGCGCACACAGCGUGAACGACAUAACCAAUGUGCCCGGCAGCUGGCGACAGGAGCUGGUGAGGCAGGGGGUGACGACGGGGCGCUCCAAGCUUUUCAAGGAGGUGCGCGCGGCGGACGGCACGCGGAAGUUUCUGCUGCAGCUGCACGACGGCUUCCUGGUGGAGACCGUUGGCAUCCCCCUGGAUGACAGCAACAAGCCCCGCCUCACCGUGGGCUGCCCAAUGCGGUGCACGUUCUGCGCGACGGGCAAGGGCGGCUUUGCGCGAAACCUGCGGCCGCACGAGAUCGUGGACCAGGUGCUCACCGUGCAGGAGCAGUUUGGCACGCGCGUCAGCAAUGUCGUGUACAUGGGGCAGGGCGAGCCGUGCCUGACGUGGCGCUCGGUGCUGGCGUCAGCGCAAUUCAUCAACGCUGACAUCGGCGUGGGGGCGCGCCACAUCACCAUCUCCACGGUGGGCGUGCCCAACUCCAUCGCCAUGCUGGCGCAGGCGCUCAAGCAGCACAGCCUGCAGGUCACCCUGGCAGUCUCCAUCCAUGCGCCCUCCCAGGAAAUUCGUGAGAAGAUCGUGCCCAGUGCCAAGGCGUACCCCUUUGAGGCGCUGCUGGAGGACUGCAGCAAGUUCUACAGCAUCACGGGGCGGCGGGUCACCUUCGAGUACACCCUCCUUGCCGGGGUCAAUGACUCCCCUGCACAGGCGGAGGAGCUGGCGCGGGUGCUGACUCGGCACGGGCUGCGCGGCGCGCACGUGAACCUGAUCCCCUGGAACGCCGUCGAGGACGCGCAGUUCAAGCGGCCCAGCAAGGCGGCUGGCCGCGCCUUCCGCGACGCGCUCGACAAGGCCGGCAUCCCCGUCAGCAUGCGAGUCACCCGCGGCACCGACGCGGCCGCCGCAUGCGGGCAGCUGCGCAACGAGCACCAACGCACGCCCCUGGACGGAUCCCUGCGCCAGCAGCUGGCGUGA
Molecule: messenger RNA, 1227 nt
Organism: Coccomyxa subellipsoidea C-169
Lineage: Eukaryota; Viridiplantae; Chlorophyta; Trebouxiophyceae; Coccomyxaceae
Exons: 7
Coding region: 1-1227 (408 amino acids)
Biological process (GO): rRNA base methylation; tRNA methylation
Molecular function (GO): RNA methyltransferase activity; iron-sulfur cluster binding
Source: RefSeq, a predicted model, not a curated record